CCACCGGAAGCGUGCACGUGGCGCCCGCAGGUCCGACCCGCCGCAUCGUCGCCAGUCCUUUGUCAGAGUGUGCCCCCGCUGCCCGUCCGACGCCCGCGCCGCCCUGCCACAGGUGGAACAGCGCCCCAGCCCCGGGAGCAGCGCGCCCCUCGCAGCCAGCGGCGACCCUCCCCUGGCGGAGAGUGCAGGAGACAUAGCGGAGGUGGCGGCGACCGCGACCGCCAGCAUUGAGUCCCGGCGGCCGCCGCCUUCCUCCGGCCACACGGGCGCCUCCACACCGCCCCUGGAGGCCUUGGAGGCCGCCCGCAACACCGCCACCACGCCUCUGGACGCGCCCGCCCGCGACAGCCCGCCCCUGCUGAGCCAGGACCCCGCCCGCGACACUCACGUCCCCGGCAGCGGCGGCGGCGGCGACCGCGGCUGGACGCGCUGGUGGGAGAGCGGCGGUCAGCACCCCGUGGCCGAGGUCACCAAGAUGGAGGUCACGAGGCCAGAGGACAAGCUGUGCGCCGCGCCCGACCGGCCCGCCUCGCCCGCGGAGGCCAAGCUCAAGCCCACGCCCGCGCUGCGACACCACGACGGAGCUGACGACUACGUGCGUUCUCCGCGAGACUCCGGCAGCAGCUCCGGCAGCAGCCCAGGGGGGUCGCCGCCCCCCCGCUCCCCCUCAGCGUCACCCCCCGUCGCCCACGCCCCCAUGAUCACGCCCGCGCCCUUCCCGCCGCCCUCGCUGGCCAUGCAUCAUCAUCAGAUGAGCGGCGGUCUCCUAGGGGGGCGGCUCUCCCCUCUCGGCGGCGGGGGGCGGUGCGCCACCAGCCUCCCCAGCGGCGUGUGCGUCUCCUCCAGCGGCAUGGGCGCCAGCAUGGGCGGGUCCACCAUGGCUACCGUCAGUGUUGGCAGCGUGGGUGUGGGAAGCAUGGGCGUGGGAGGUGGGCGGCGCGUGUCUCCGGGCCUCCAGUGCCUCGUGUGCGGCGACACUUCGUCAGGAAAGCACUACGGGAUCCUGGCCUGCAACGGCUGCUCGGGCUUCUUCAAGAGGUCGGUCCGGCGGAAGCUCAUCUACAGGUGCCAAGCAGGAACGGGUGCCUGCGUGGUAGACAAGGCACACAGGAACCAGUGCCAGGCCUGCAGACUCAAGAAGUGCCUGCAGAUGGGCAUGAACAAGGAUGCGGUUCAGAACGAGAGACAGCCCAGGAACACGGCCACCAUAAGACCAGAAGCCUUCGCCGAAAUGGACCAGGAGAGGCUCUUGCGGGAGGCUGCCGUGGCCGUGGGAGUCUUCACUAGGCCUCCGCUGCCGCUCCCGGGCCUCGUCUCCGCCGCCAUGGGGGGCUCCAGGGGGUUCCUCUCUCCCCCCUCCAUCACCACCUCCCCCUUCACCACCACGCACGCCCAUCACGCCCUCGCCUCCAUCACGUCAGCGCCAGCGGCAGCAGCGGCGGCGGCGGCGGCCGGCGUCACGCAUCCCCCACCUCCUCCGCCUCCUUCGUCCUCCACCUCCUCCUCCUCCUCCGGCAACUCCUCCUCCUCGUCGUCCUCCAGCAACAACAACAACAACAACAACCCGGCGACCAUCAACCACAUGUCGGGGGCGACCAACGGCGGCGCCCUCGUGGCCGGCCUGCGACCGCUCUCGCCCACCAAGGAGGAACACGACCAUGGCGUCCGCAGCGUCGACUCCCCCGUGGACGUGACGGGGGGCGGGGCGGGGAGCGAGGACCCCCCGGGCACCGUGGCCCCGCACCUGCCGCCGCCCGUCUCCUCCUGCUCCUCCUCCUCCUCCUCCUCCGGCGCCUCCUACGUAGAACCCACGCCCCUGUGGGAUCCCCUGCAGGAGUCCGUGCAGGAGACCGCGGCCAGACUGCUCUUCAUGGCGGUCAAGUGGGCGAAGAACCUGCCGUCGUUCAGCAGUUUGCCCUUCAGAGACCAGGUCGUUCUCCUAGAGGAGGUGUGGUCAGAGCUCUUUGUCCUGAACGCAGUCCAGUGGUCUCUGCCGCUGCCCACGUGCCCCCUUCUCUCGCCCUCCGCCCACGCCCACGCCCUUGCCCACGCCCACAAAGCAGCCCAGGCCGCCCACGACAUCAGACAGCUCUCUGAAGUGGCGGGAGCUUUCAGGGACUUGGCUGUCGACCCUGCGGAGUUCGCUUACCUGAAAGCCAUCGUCCUCUUCAGACCGGUCCGUGGCCUGAAGGACGCGGCGCAGGUGGAGUCGCUGCAGGACCAAGCUCAGGUGAUGCUCAACCAGCACGUGAGGGCGCACUACCCCGCCCGCCCUGCUCGCUUCGGCCGCCUGCUCCUCCUGCUGGCGACGCUCAGAUCACCGCCCCCCCCUCGGGUGCAGGCGCUCUUCUUCACGGCCACGAUCGGCAACACGCCCAUGGAGAAGAUUCUUUGCGACAUGUACAAGAGUUGAGGCUGUUGGGGCGU
Penaeus monodon (black tiger shrimp) is the source of this 2427-nucleotide messenger RNA. RefSeq names its product photoreceptor-specific nuclear receptor-like (gene Hr51). The record is from RefSeq and is a predicted model, not a curated record. The transcript has 10 exons. Gene Ontology annotation, biological process: anatomical structure development; cell differentiation; positive regulation of transcription by RNA polymerase II. The coding region runs from base 476 to 2413 and encodes 645 amino acids. Gene Ontology annotation, molecular function: RNA polymerase II cis-regulatory region sequence-specific DNA binding; nuclear receptor activity; zinc ion binding. NCBI's taxonomy places the organism in Eukaryota, Metazoa, Arthropoda, Malacostraca, Decapoda, Penaeidae.